AUGGCUACCCUCAAUCAAGAACAGAUCCAAGUCCUGGAACAGUCCCGCCAACGACUAGCCCAACUAAACAACUCACUGAACUCUCUAAUUGCAAGUCUAAACGAAAGUUUCACCACCGACGAUAUCCUCCCAUCAUGGUCCUCCCUCCAAACCCAAGCAAGCAUCAUCUCCAACAACCUCGUCAGUGUCUCUGAACAACUCUCCGAAAACAGCGACCUCUUCACCAACCUAGUCGCCUACCCAGGCCCAGAAUACCCAGCCCGCACCGAAGCCAACGCCAACAUUCUCGAACAACUUCUCCGCACAAAACUCGACCCCCGCGUCGAAGACUGGCUAGCUAGUGGCCGAGAAGGAGGGACUGAAGAGCCUGCCUCAGAUGACCUAAGCGACGACCAGCUCGCGCAGUUAUGGAAGUGGGCGCCGCUGGAAGCGAAUCUGGAGGCGAGGCGGAGGAACUGGGGAGGCAACUUUACGCUUGAGGAGCGGGAGAAUGGGAUUGAGAAUGUUGUUACAGGAUUGAAGAGACAGCUUGAGGAUGAGGAGGGGAGUAUUGAGGGGAGUGAGGAUGAGGAGAAUGAAGAGGAGAUGGAUGUUGUGGGUGUUCAUCGUAAACCUGGUGCUGCUGGGUUGGAGUUUGAUAUUGCGACUCAUCGUCCGCACCCUGUGCAUCCUUUCUUAGCCUUCGAAGAGGUUAUGCGCCAUAUGUGUACUGCGCACAAGUGGUAG
Penicillium salamii is the source of this 726-nucleotide messenger RNA. Lineage: Eukaryota; Fungi; Ascomycota; Eurotiomycetes; Eurotiales; Aspergillaceae. The record is from the annotation of a GenBank genome assembly.